Topomyia yanbarensis is the source of this 750-nucleotide messenger RNA. RefSeq lists its product as uncharacterized. Gene Ontology annotation, cellular component: membrane. The transcript is spliced from 2 exons. The coding region runs from base 103 to 651 and encodes 182 amino acids. The record is from RefSeq and is a predicted model, not a curated record. Lineage: Eukaryota; Metazoa; Arthropoda; Insecta; Diptera; Culicidae.
GGCGUACACGUACUUUCAACCGGUUAGUAAAUACUCUCCGACGAGAACCGUAAAUGCAGUCCGUUGAAGUUUGUCAUAAAUAAUCGAAUCGCGUUAGAAGCAAUGACCGUCGCCGUUACUCUAUCGGAGGGGAAACCGCCUUUCGGCGGCACGAUUCCCACACAGGAAGAAACCUGUCCGAAGAGUGCCUGUAGCAUCAGAAUCAAAAAUAGUUAUCUCAGAUCGAAAAGCGGUAUUCUACAAAUUGCACAAAUUCUUUUUGGAAUCGUGGCACUAGCUCUAAUCCGUCGAACCAACGAGUACAUUAUCUCAUUCCUCUUCAUGUAUUUGACGUUCAGCAGUUCGCUGCUAAGUGCGGCGAUUCUCUGGGAUGGACUGAGUGAUGGAAAACUACGGAAGGUGUUCGAUCUACAGCCAGCAGUUUGGACCAAAUGGGUACUGUACUUCACUGGCAUUGCCGGAUUCCUGUACUGUCUAAAUUCAAUCGGAAUGGUGGGCUUCUUCAUUUGGGUUCGGAUCCCGGAGACGAACAUUUUGGCUGGGGUAUGCGGAAUUUUUGCAUGUCUGGCGUAUGCGUACAACUGGUUUGUGCUGUACAAGGCCUGGAUUAGAGCCGGUCAGGAGCAGAACGCAAUGGAACAGAGCCCAUAGACGGUAUAACGACGCCGCGGAGAGCUUUCUGGAUUAAUUUGGUACUAUAAAAAUAAGAUAUUAUACGAUCUUUCAAAAAAGUAUUAAAAAACUGUGGUG